Melozone crissalis (California towhee) is the source of this 1317-nucleotide messenger RNA. RefSeq names its product NADPH oxidase organizer 1 (gene NOXO1). The coding region runs from base 1 to 1317 and encodes 438 amino acids. The record is from RefSeq and is a predicted model, not a curated record. Gene Ontology annotation, biological process: superoxide anion generation. Lineage: Eukaryota; Metazoa; Chordata; Aves; Passeriformes; Passerellidae. The transcript has 7 exons. Gene Ontology annotation, molecular function: protein binding; superoxide-generating NADPH oxidase activator activity; phosphatidylinositol binding.
AUGAUGUUUGUGUCCUGGUCAGAUCAGAACAACAUUCUCAUCUACAGGACGUUUGAAGACUUUAGGAAAUUCCAUAAAGAGCUGAAGAGAAAGUUCCCCACUGAGAGUGGGUCACUGAGGAGUUUACCCAGGUUUAAAGGAAUAACUAUGCAGCAGAGGAAGGGUGGCAAGCUGAACAGGUGCCUGGAGAUCCUGAAACUGCUGGAAACGUAUUCCCAGGAGCUGCUGAAAACCGAUGUGAAAAUCUCCCGGGGUGAAGAGGUGAUUCAGUUUUUCAAGGCACAGACACAAGACCUCGAUCCCUCCUUCCCUGAAAACAGACCUUCACUUUCCAGUGCUGUGAUCAUGCCAUCAGUGUUCAGAAGGGAGAAGAGCCCCCAGCCCCUCUCCAUCACCCUCCCUCAGGCGUCGCAGAGCUACCGCUGCGUCGAGGCCUUUGAAACCAAAGACACAAAGAACAAACCCUUCACAGUGGCUCAGGAGGAGAUUGUGGAAGUGCUCAUCAAGGACAUGACUGGCUGGUGGCUGGUGGAAAAUGCAGACAAGCAGAUAGCCUGGUUCCCAGCCUCAUACCUGGAAGAGCUUGAUGCCUAUGAGGACAUCCAGAAUGACUUCAGCUCAGAUGAGGAGGGUAGUCUGUACUUUGUGGUGCAGGCCUACGAGGCUCAGAAGGCAGAUGAGCUGUCACUGAACCAGGGGGUGGUCGUGGAGGUGCUCAGGACGUCCCACAAUGGCUGGUGGCUGAUCAGGUACAACGGCUGCACUGGCUACAUGCCCUCGCUGUGCCUCCGGCCCUACCAGAACCCUCACCACAAGCUCCAGAGCAUCCUGAGCUGCAGCCUGCACGCUUGCACCCCGAGCCUCAGCUCCCGGGAGGAGCACAGCUCUGCCAGGAGCAGAUCCCGCUCCCUGCCCCAGGCCAGCUCCGCCCCAGGGCUGGAUUUGGGCUCGGACAGCUCCUCGCUGAGCUCGGGCGGCGGCAGCGCCGGGAACGCCCGGCUGGCCUGGAAACCCCAAUUGUCUCGGUCCCUGCCCGAGGUGGAGCCGGCCAGGAGCUCUCCUGGCCCGAGCCACGAGCUGGGCACACGCAGCAGCAAAUCCCCAGAGCUCAGUGCCAGCGACAGGAACGACUCCGGCUUCGUGGAGUCCUCCACAGCCGGGCCGCCCCUCGCCGAGCCCGAGCUGGCCGCGGGUGUCCCCAAGGUGCCGGCCCGUCCCUCAGCCCAGGAGAUCCUGCAGCGCUGCAGCACCGUCACCAAGCGAGCUGUGCAGCACUCGGCCCCCCGGCCGGCCCUCCCGGACCCCAGCCAGCGUUAG